GCAGUGGCUUUCGAGGUGUGCGCGGAUCUCCGCCUAGUCGCCCGUCAAGCGUUCAGCGCAUCGGUUGUCAAAUGCCGCCUCGGCACUCGAAUUAUGUCAGAGCCACGGGAUAACAGUAGCAAUAACAAUAACGGUGAAAAUAAUAACGGCAAGGAUGUGAGGCUCCUGUUGCUGGCAGAAACAUCCGCGGAUGGCGGUGCCCGGGCCCGGGCCCCCCUCCAGAAGAUAUUCAUUGAUGACCUGACAAAGGCGGGGGAGCCGAAGCGACAGCGUGUUUGGCGUGUGCCCUGGUUUAUAUUGCUGAUGUGCUUUAUGCAGAUAUCUCUGCAUCUGAUUGCCAAUGAGUGCAUGCAAAGAAGACUGAUCUACAAGCCGGAAUGGAGUCACGAGUACUGGCGGCUCCUCACCUACAUGCUGCUCCACGCCGACGCCUGGCACUUGACGCUCAACAUUUGUCUCCAGUGCUUCAUUGGAAUGUGCCUGGAACUGGAGCAGGGUCACUGGCGUCUGGCGGCGGUCUAUUUGGCGGGCGGGCUGGCCGGUGCCUUGGCCAAUGCCUGGCUGCAGCCCCAUCUGCUGCUCUUGGGUGCAUCCGCCGGGGUCUAUGCCAUGCUCUUCAGUCAUGUGCCGCACCUGGUUCUGAACUUCCCCCAUUUGUCGCAUCGCUUCGCCCGGAUCGCCGCUCUGCUGAUCUUGUUCCUCAGCGACGUGGCCUUCACCGCCUUUCACUUUCGCCAGAACCACAAUCGCAAUCCGCGCAUCAGCCUGGAGGCGCAUCUGGGCGGAGGCGUGGCCGGCCUGCUGUGCGGCUUUAUCGUCUAUCAACGUGUGCAGAAAUCCAUCUAUCUGUAGUCUCAAUUAGUUGUAUCUUCCAUUGCUGUUGUUAUU
Molecule: messenger RNA, 888 nt
Organism: Drosophila pseudoobscura
Lineage: Eukaryota; Metazoa; Arthropoda; Insecta; Diptera; Drosophilidae
Gene: rho-6
Product: rhomboid 6
Exons: 4
Coding region: 94-852 (252 amino acids)
Cellular component (GO): membrane
Molecular function (GO): serine-type endopeptidase activity
Source: RefSeq, a predicted model, not a curated record